Lolium perenne is the source of this 1165-nucleotide messenger RNA. RefSeq names its product myb-related protein Hv33. NCBI's taxonomy places the organism in Eukaryota, Viridiplantae, Streptophyta, Magnoliopsida, Poales, Poaceae. The record is from RefSeq and is a predicted model, not a curated record.
AGUAGCCUAGUACUCGAUCGACCUGGCCUCCAAUCACAGCAGGAGUAGCUAACGAGCUAAGCCUCCAUUAACUAACCGAGAAUGGUGGAGAAGCGAGCGGCGAGGAAUGGCGACGCUAGCAGCGGGGAGGCGAAUAAGGAGAGGAAGGGAUUGUGGUCGCCGGAGGAGGACGAGCGGCUCUACACCCGGAUCACGCGGCACGGCGUGUCAACCUGGAGCUCCGUGGCCCAGCUCGCCGGGCUGCGGCGGAGCGGCAAGAGCUGCCGGCUGCGGUGGAUGAACUACCUCCGGCCGGACCUGAAGAAGGAGCCCAUCUCCAAGCGCGAGGAGGAGACCAUCAUCUCCCUCCAGAAAUCCCUUGGCAACAGGUGGUCAGUGAUCGCCGCGAGGAUGCCUGGGAGGACGGACAACGAGAUCAAGAACUACUGGAACUCCCGCAUUAGGAAGCGCCAGCAAAAGACCAGCGCCGGCGGCGACGACGGCGGCAGCUGCGUGAAGCGGGGUGACCUCCCGGCUGCCGAUGCCAAGUCAUUCGAGCUAGCACCGGCGGAAGAGAAAAAACCGUUUAUCAGCGGGGGCACCACGGCGGUGGCGCCUCCUGUCCCUGCACGGUUCCCGUUAUUCGCGUGCCAGCUACUCGGCGGCGGAGGGGGCGACGCCAUUGCUGCCGCAGGCACCAACCAGUCGACAACGACCCACGAGAACGGCGCCAGCUCAGAGAGCGAGGUGAGCGUUGGCGGCAAAGAUGCAGCAGAGGACCAAUAUUACUACAGCGCCGGCGACGGCGCCGACAUGGACAUGGUCCAUCUCCUGGCGUUCGAUGAUCUUCUCGAGUACCAGGCCGGCGACCUGCUCAUGGAUACGUGGGACCAGAGCGAGUUCUACUGCACGAAUUCCGGGAGCUCCGCCGAUUGACUUGCUUGUUGAUUAGCCCAGCUUGCAAGAGGAGUAGUUCUGGGUAAAUUUGUUCAAUUACAUUGUGUAUGUUCAUGCAUCCUAGGCAGCUCCCUCUUGUGCACAACCAAAUCGUUGUCGAGUUAAUUGAUUGAGUGAUAAAUCCGUGUUUAUUUUUAUCUCACGAGGAGGACUUCGUUUCUCUUUUAAAUCUCGUGGAAUUGUAAUUAUUAUAUAUGUCAGAUUAUUUUGCCAUAGUUUCUGAUUAAUU